AUGUGGAAGCACCGCUGCUACCACGACUAUGAACGCCGCCGGCUCAUCCGCCGCAUACUCCUCGGCAUCCUGGCAUUUGUCGGCCUCGUUCUCCUCACCAUCAUCGUGAUAUUGAUCAUUUUGAGACCCACCAAACCCCGUUUCACCCUCCAGGACGCCGUCCUUUAUGCCUUCAACCUCCCACCCUCCCCCACCGAGCUACCUCCUCCCACCCUCAACCUCACCAUGCAGGCCACUUUGUCUGCUCACAACCCCAAUGACGGAAUCGGCAUUUUCUAUCGCUCCCUCGAUGUCUACGUCUCCUACCGUGGCCAACAGGUCUCGAGGGCCGUGGUCAUCCCCCCCUCAUACCAAGACCAUCACGAUAUUACCGUCUGGUCGCCCUACUUGUACGGAAUCGCCGUGCCGCUUCCGCCAUACGCGGUGGACGCUGUGCGGGAGGAGCUGAAUACUGGGGCGGUGAUGCUCAAGGUGGUGGUCGAAGGAGAAGUUAAAUGGAAGGUAGGUUCGUGGGUGUCCGGGACGUACCACCUCCACGUCAACUGUCCCGCUUAUAUGAGGCUCGCCGGUGGCCGCAUCGGUGGCCCGGAAAGAUGCGGUGUUGAUGUUUAA
Messenger RNA from Neltuma alba, 612 nucleotides. RefSeq names its product NDR1/HIN1-like protein 1. Gene Ontology annotation, cellular component: plasma membrane; plasmodesma. The record is from RefSeq and is a predicted model, not a curated record. NCBI's taxonomy places the organism in Eukaryota, Viridiplantae, Streptophyta, Magnoliopsida, Fabales, Fabaceae. The coding region runs from base 1 to 612 and encodes 203 amino acids. The transcript has a single exon. Gene Ontology annotation, biological process: defense response to other organism.